Astyanax mexicanus (Mexican tetra) is the source of this 2752-nucleotide messenger RNA. It is a transcript of the gene tmem192, whose product is annotated as transmembrane protein 192. Bases 153 to 977 code for a protein of 274 amino acids. The transcript has 6 exons. Lineage: Eukaryota; Metazoa; Chordata; Actinopteri; Characiformes; Acestrorhamphidae. Gene Ontology annotation, cellular component: lysosomal membrane; late endosome. The record is from RefSeq and is a predicted model, not a curated record.
AUUUGACGGGUGUCAGCAGCUCCCUGGUAGCGGAAGUAGAAUGUGUGGUGUUUUGAAGCUGGUGUAUAAAUGUUGAGUAAUAAACUGUUUAUAUGAUUUUAUUUGUAAUUUAGUAGAGUUUAGAGAGUUUAAUAAACUACAGCAGCUUUAUUAUGGGCUCUAAGCGACCCGCAGCUCCUCAGAGUAACCCCAGUACUGAUUAUACUCAGAGUAUAGAGGAUGACCCGCUGAUGGACGGGCCGCUCAUAUCUCAGGAUGCUCUGGAGUCGGCCAUCAGGAGAGAGUUCCAGAAACUUCCCACAGCCUGGAUCACCGGAUUACUGACUGCAGCACACGUUGCGUAUGUGAGCGUGAGCGUGGUGCUGGCGGUUCUGUGCUGGUUGGCGGAGGAUCACUCGGAGCAGUGUAACGCAGUGCUGAACGGGGUGGACUCUCAGACCGUGGUGCUGCUGGGGAAGGUGGGGCUGUGGCUGCUGGUGUUCGGGUUCGAGUGGUGUGUGAACCACCACCACACUACAGCCAGGAGGAGAGGAUACCUGCAGUUCUACAGAGCCAAUCAGGACCUCAAACGCCUGCCCCUGUUCAUACACUCUGCAGGUAAUGCGGCGCUGCUGGUGGUGAUUGGCCCCGCCCCCCUGCUGGACAAGAAAGUGAAGAAUCUCUCUGUUUAUCUCCUGCUGUGCAUCAUCUGUCUGGAGCUGCUCUUCACUCUCAUAUGCCUGAUCGUAUACACAGUGCGGGUUGCCAGGUUUAAUUCUCAGAGGCCGGGACCAGAUAUCAACGAAGAGGAGAAAUCUCACGCCUACUCCAACAACAUCAGCGGCACCCACGCCCACACAGAGACCGGCUUCAGGGAUGGCUCCAGUCUGGAGGAAGUGGUGGAGAAGCAGGCGGAUCUGAUCGAGUACCUGAAGCAGCAUAACACCCUCCUGAGCAGGAGAAUCCUCAGCCUGACAUCCCAGCAGAUCCGAGACUGACGCAGUGGGGGGGAGGCGGAACCUGAGCCGUUCCUGUGCUUGAUCACGCUUUUAAACGAAAGUGUGUGUGUGUCUGUGUGUGUGUGUGUGUCUGUGUGUGUGUGUGUGUGUGUGUGAUGGAUGCGGCUGAAUGAUCAGAGGGAUUUUAAUGGAGAAAGAACCUCGGAAACCCCUCCUUAAAGCUUUACGUUGCUGCAGCAACAAGCUCUGUAAAGACAAUGGACACCAAGUAGAAACAAAGGGAGGGUGGGGGGUGUAUUUGGAUGUUUGGUUGGUGGUGGGUUUAGGCUCGGGGGAGCUGUUGUAAAUAUUCACACACUCGUGUUGACCGUUUACUGCUAUGCUAAAACCAAUGAUGGUCCUGUAGCCAAGUUAAUGCUGACCUUAACGGAAGGGUUCCAAUUUCCCCCACUCACCCCAGCUGUGACCAGCGACGUUUGGUGUUUAAACACUGUGUUCAGACUGCAACCCAAAUCUAUCGGUUAGUUUUUGGCACCUAUAUUGUAUCCAGAUUGAUGUUAUAUAUGCUGAACAGCCAGGAGCCACGUCAAAUCAGAUUUUAGCAAAGUGGUAUCCAAUCUACCAUAUAACAACGUCAUUAAAGCCAUUAAAGUGUAAGGGAAAUGUUACCAUAGAUACCUCAGCAACCCAUGCAUCUACCACAGCUACUCACGCAGAUACCACAGCGAACCUACCAAUGCAGAUACCACAGCAAUCUAACCCAUGCAGAUACCAUAGCAAACCACACAGAUAUCUCAGCAACCCAACCCAUGCAGAUACCACAGUUACCUGACCCAUGCAGAUACCACAGCAACCUGACCCAUGCAGAUACCACAGUGGACCCAAUCCAUGCAGAUACCACAGCAACCCGACCCACGCAGAUACCACAGCGACCCAAACAGAUACCAUACUGUUUCUUGCAAUAAUGCAAAUAACAGUGCAGACAGUCUUAACAGAUCUGAUUUACCUGCAGUCUGAACACAGCCACAUAUGGUUCUUUGGUGUCAAAUUUUUGCUUUUUUUCGUUUAGCACCAGUUUGCACACUUGUGCUAUGAGGGUGAUGUCACCAACAAACACUACAAGAUUCACGAUUUACUUAUACAGCCUCUUAAAUCUGGAAUAAUGACUUCUAGGUGUAGCGACUGUUAGCUAUGUUAGCAUAGCGGUGGGUACAAAUGGAUGGAAUGUUCUAUUUCUAAAGUUGUGCGGGACCAAUGAAAAUUUUCACAUCAAACUAAAGUUCUUCAGAUCUAGAUCUAGAUCUCUACUAUAGUUCUUCUGUGGCAUUGCUAAAAGAACCAUGUGAAGCACCUUCAUUUUUAAGUGUAAAGUUUGGACACCAAACCUGUGCUGGGUUGGAUGAUCUGGAUGAUAUUUGGAUGACUGUGGAUGAUCUGGUUGAUGUUUGUGGUGAGUGGGGGAAAAAUGAGGUACGUAUUUGUGUGGAACUCCAGUUCUUUUAAAUUUAAGAGAAGAACUCUUGAGUGUAGAUUUUGUUCUGAAGUUUACUUAUAUUACGUAUUAUUAUUUUAGUGUUGUGAGAUGUGUGGUAAUCACUGAGCGGAAAUGUGAAGUGUCUUUAAGUUUUUGGUUGGUGGAUCUGAAAUGCACUGGAAACUGAAUGCAGCGUUUUUACCAUUUUUUUGUGUUGAACUCAAACUGUGCCACGUUUAUGCACCUUUUUCCUUUGAAAACCUGAAACAGAGUUUUGUACCCUUGUGUUUUAUGCAUAUAAAGAAUUUCUCCUUACCAAAAUAAAAUCAGAUUUAAUGAA